Pomacea canaliculata is the source of this 1854-nucleotide messenger RNA. RefSeq lists its product as uncharacterized. The record is from RefSeq and is a predicted model, not a curated record. The transcript has 2 exons. NCBI's taxonomy places the organism in Eukaryota, Metazoa, Mollusca, Gastropoda, Architaenioglossa, Ampullariidae. Bases 902 to 1459 code for a protein of 185 amino acids.
ACAUUAAAUCACGCUGUUCUUGAAUUAAGACGAAUGAAUAGUGGAAACAUUGUCCGAGAGACUGACCCUGUUUUGAGGAGUAUAUAGCCCUAAAUAAGCCUACCCUGUGUUAUUACCUAAAGAAAGUUAACAAUACGUGUUCUGAAUAAUACUAUCCCGUGCAUUUUGAGACUAAAAACUCGAGGUUACAGCUAUGACCAGAUGUUUAAUCUGUGAAAGAGCUACCAUUUUAUAGCUUUACAGAAAAUUAUCCGAUGACUGAAAAUUUACUCUUGCCGUCUGAUCACGAAAAGAAAAAAGGCGUUCAUUUUAUGGCAAAUGAAAAAAUUCCAUAGUCAUAUGUUGUUAUUUUUUAUUAAAUAAAAGUGUAUCCUAAUAUCAUUUAAUCCGCACAGAUAUAAUUGCAAGCUGUCUUGAGAUAACUAGGAGUAUAGCUAUACGUAGAUGUCUGCCUCCUACAUGGAUCAGGCGAACACACAAUCAAAUGGACAUAAAGGUGCUCUGAACUUUAGAAAGUUAGGGGCUGGGGGUGUUCCGUCCCGGAACACACUGCGGCGCCAGGCCGUCGGGAGAGACAGAGAUAAAGGAUGUCCCAUUGCCGUUAUCUCCCUAGGAGGCUGGUCAACGGCUGGGAAUCACGGAUGAAUACUGGACAGUUGACCGUUGCGGUGUACCUGGAGUUGGCGAGUUUACUGCAGCCGGCGCGAACGUUGAUAGUGAAUAAGUCCGAUUUCGUGGCGCCUCUUCAGCCUGUUGAGUUACAGAAAGAACAAUUUGAGACUUAUGUGUGACGUCGACACCAAGGAGACCAGCAGGAAAAAGAAGAGUUCAGAGCAAAAUACUGGGAGAUAAACAGAGAAGUAAAGAAGAGUGCAAGAGACGACAAGAGAUAGUUCGCAGGAUGGCAGAAGAGGUAGAACAAGCAGCUGGGCAAAAUAACACAAAAAGACUAUACGAAAUUACAAGAAUUCUGUCAGGAAGGAAAAACACCAAUCUGUGCAGACCAAUAAAGAAUAAGAAUGACAGCGUCAUCACCGGGAAUGCAGAGCAAAGAUCACGCUGGGUGGAACAUUUUGAUGAAAUACUUAACCGACCACCACCAACAACCACUUUAAACAUUACCCCAGCCUCCGAACAGCUCCUAGUAAACACCAACCCACCAACCAAGGCAGAAAUCAUCAAAGCCAUCAAGUCCUUGAAUUCUGGCAAGGCGGCAGGCCCAGAUGGCAUUCCUGCAGAAGCACUCAAGGUAGACCCAACAUCCGCACUAGAGAUGCUACACCCCCUGCUGCAGAAAACUUGGGAACAAGAACUCUCACCGACAAUCUUCCUCAUCGUCAUAGACUGGAUCAUGAGAAGAACAACCUUUAACAGCAACACGGGCGUUCAGUGGACCUUCGACAGGCAACUUGAGGACCUCGACUUUGCGGGUGACACCAGCCUGUUGUCCCACAAGUAGCAACACGCACAGACAAAGCUCACUCGGCUCACAAAGGAAGCAGCGAUGACUGGCCUGACCAUCAACAUCAAGAAGACGGAGGUAAUGUGAGUCAACAACAAACAAGAAGCCCCACUACAACCAUAUGGGGAAUGUAUUACAGAGUCUGACCAUUUCACCUACCUUGGCAGCAUAGUCAGCAAAGAUGACCUAUUUCAUGGCCUUUUUAUCUCAAACAACUCUGAAUAGAUAUUUGCUGAAAGAUGUAACCUUCUAGUUUGCUACGUACUUAGUUUGCUUCUUGUAGAGUUGAAUAAAUCAAACUGGCAAUAAUAAUUUCAUUGUGUGUGUUUCACAUUCUUGAGGAUUACAAAAGACAAGCAAUCAAGCUUGUAUAUUACAUAUGAAUUAAAAAA